UGCGCUUAGUUGGAAGUUGGGACCGCGGGCGAUCAGUCGCUGAGAUCGGGGAGUCAAUUCCGCUGGAGUUGGUGGUGUGCGCCAGGUGUCCGAUCAUCCAUAAGACACAGAGGAGCAGAUUUAGACCAUUCACGAUGCUGAGAGUCUUGAUCCUACUGUCUCUGGGGCUGCUGUGUGCCGCGAAUGUAAGUUCACCAGAGGUCACUGUGUACACCUACAAACCAAUCAAGGAAGGUGAAAAAAACGUCCUCCUCUGCCAUGCCAAGGAAUUCAACCCACCCAACAUCCAUUUGGAGCUGCUGGAGGGCGGGAAUGUGAUGCCGAAGACAAAUCAAUCUGACAUCACCUUUGAGCAAAACUGGAAAUUCAAAUUAACCAAAUAUGCUGAGUUCUGGCCUAAGCAAGGAGUGGAGUACUCCUGCAGGGUGAAUCACCAAGACAACAUCAAGAAAGUUAAACUUGAAUCCUUCUAGGCUGUUGCACCACAGCCAUGAACACCAGCGCGAUUUCCAAAGGAAUAAACAUCAAAAUCACAUCUUUUGAUUCAAGUUGCUUUAACAUUCAGAAAAAAAAUUAAUGUUUGUAUCAUUCUGUAAUUUUAAACUAUCUGCAAAUUUUGCUGUAGAACCUUAGAAGCUCGUAAUUGCAGCUGUUGACAUCUUGUUCCUUCUCCUUAUUGGCUGAUGAGUAGUGAAAUUAUGAAGUUGUGAUUCAUUAGAAAUGAAAUUUCCCUUCCAACUGCUGCGGAGGACUGGCCUACAAGUCAGGGCUAUUAGAAACACCUAGUCAUAUUCCUCCCUCUGCCUCACCCCCAUCUCAUUCAAGUCUUCUAUAGAAUUUAAAUAACGCCUGGCCCAUCUUAUGGACUGCUCUACUCAAUCCCCACACAGCAGGAGUCACAGGAGUUCCCAUGUGUGCCAGCGUACACUCACCUUGCAGUCAGGAGCCCAGAUAUGCUUUUAAAACACCAGCCCUACUCAUGCACCAUUUCUAGCUAGUUAUUGACUUAAAUCAGUCACAAAUGCCUUUCUUAAAUGAUGAUAAUUUUCAUUAGAUACCCAGUGCUGAUAGUUUCAGUGGUUUUAAGGGGAUUAUGUUAUUAAAGGUGAUUGGCUUCCAGUGUGUAAAGUAAUGCAUGUGUAAUAAUACUGUAACUGAUGUGUUCAAUAAAUGAAGAAGUUUCGCCACCUUA
Pristis pectinata (smalltooth sawfish) is the source of this 1192-nucleotide messenger RNA. RefSeq names its product beta-2-microglobulin-like. NCBI's taxonomy places the organism in Eukaryota, Metazoa, Chordata, Chondrichthyes, Rhinopristiformes, Pristidae. Gene Ontology annotation, cellular component: MHC class II protein complex. The record is from RefSeq and is a predicted model, not a curated record. Gene Ontology annotation, biological process: positive regulation of T cell activation; antigen processing and presentation of exogenous peptide antigen via MHC class II; peptide antigen assembly with MHC class II protein complex. The transcript has 4 exons. Gene Ontology annotation, molecular function: MHC class II protein complex binding. The coding region runs from base 135 to 473 and encodes 112 amino acids.